Aspergillus niger is the source of this 1977-nucleotide messenger RNA. RefSeq lists its product as uncharacterized. The record is from RefSeq and is a predicted model, not a curated record. The coding region runs from base 1 to 1977 and encodes 658 amino acids. Lineage: Eukaryota; Fungi; Ascomycota; Eurotiomycetes; Eurotiales; Aspergillaceae. The transcript is spliced from 2 exons.
AUGGCAUCGGCCACCGUUCCCCGCGCCUGGCGCUCCCUCCCCUCCCAGUUUGCCCGCCCGCGCGUCCAUCUUUCCCCUCGUGCUCCCCGUCAGCCUCUCUUGCAACUCCGUCAAUAUGUCCAAGCAGGCCAUUACCAGCCUUUCGUUCCCCCAUCGCCAGCCUCCCUAGGCAAACCCACCAAGGCCAAGACCUACGAUCGCACCCGUAAAUGGCUUCGUCGGCUGGUCUACCUUUCGCUAGCCACUGGGACCGUCUACGUCCUCGACACUCAAUUCUACGCCUCGUCUCUCACACGCACAGCUCGAACCUUCAGCUUGGGCCUCCUGGUAGCCCUGGAUUACAAGAUAAACUUCCGUCCCAACCCGCCGCUGGCCAGAGACAUCAAUGCCGUACACACCCGCAAUGCUGAGCGUCUGUCCGACCUCCUGCGUCACAAUGGCGGUCUGUACCUGAAAAUCGGCCAAGCCAUCGCUAUGCAGUCCGCCAUCCUGCCCCCGGAAUUUCAGAAAAUGUUCUCGCGCAUGUUCGAUGACGCCCCUCAGAACGACUGGAAAGAUGUCGACAAGGUCAUCCGCGAGGACUUUGGCCGCUCGGCUGAGGAGGUUUUUGGCGUCUCCUUCACGGGUGAGCCCGGAAAGGGUGUUAUGGAGCGGACUGCGCGCGCGAGUGCCAGUGUAGCACAGGUACAUUGGGCGCGUCUUCCGGAUGGUCGUGAGGUGGCAAUCAAGAUCCAGAAACGUGAAAUUGCUCAACAGCUGAAAUGGGAUCUGUGGGCUUUCAACCGCACCUUUGAUAUUCCGUUCUACAGCCUGGUUCCUUAUGUGUCGGAGCGUCUCUCCCUUGAGACGGACUUUGAAAAUGAGGCCGACAACUCCGAGAACAUGGCGCGUUUGGUCGCCGGAGAGCCCCGUCUCCGCGGCCGGGUCUACAUUCCCAAGGUCCACCGCGAGCUCAGCUCUAAGCGCGUCAUGACCGCCGAGUGGAUCGAGGGUGUUCGCCUCUGGGAUAAGGACUCCAUCACGCGGACCUGGCGUGGUGGCUGGCGUAGCGGCACCCCAGGCUGCCAUGGCACGCCUCUCGACGCGCGCAAUGCCGAGGAUCCUGUCGCCAAAGUGGCCCGCAACCCGAGCCUAACCACCAAGAUUAAGCCCGAGCGCGAUCACUGGCGCGGCGGGUACGCUCGCGCUGGUCUAGGCCUAUCACUUAAGGAAGUCAUGACUACUAUGGUGGACCUCUUCUCCGCACAGAUGUUCCUCUGGGGUAUAGUCCACUGUGACCCGCACCCAGGCAACAUCUUUAUCCGCCGGACUCCUUCCGGUCACCCAGAGCUUGUCCUUAUCGACCACGGACUGUACAUUCACAUGGACACCGAAUUCCGACACCAGUACGCCCGCUUUUGGAAAGCUCUCCUCACCUUCGACAACACCACCCUUAACUCUAUCGUCCGCGGCUGGGGCGUCCAGAAUGCUGACCUCUUUGCCUCUGCCACCCUAAUGCGCCCCUACCGCGGCGGCGAUCUCUCGACGCAUCGCUCCUUCAAAGGACUCAGCAAAUCCGAGCGUGCCACGCGCCACUACGAAAUGCAGCAAGCCGCCCGCAAAGCCAUUCGCGACAUCCUCGGUGACGAAUCCAAAUGGCCCCGCCCACUGAUCUUCAUUGGCCGCAACCUUCGCAUCGUGCAGGCAAACAACCAGUUCCUGGGCUCGCCCGUCAACCGUAUUAAGAUCACAGGCACUUGGGCGUCCCGCGCGCUAGUUGAGUCUCCGGACUUGUCGGCGUCGGAGAGACUGAGAAACUUCGGUCGCCACCUGUUGUUCCGCGUGGUCCUGUUCAGCACAGACUUGUUCUUCUGGUUAACGAAGGUGCGGCAGUUCUUGAGACUUGGUGGAGGUAUGGAGGAUAGCAUUGAGGCGCAGAUGCAGGGGAUGGCAAAGGAUAUGGGAGUGGAGUUGAGUCAGAAUGUGUUCGAGGGAUAA